AUGUCGUGGAAGCUCACAAAGAAGCUGAAGGAAACCCAUCUUGGGUCCUUGAGCGCCUUUGCUCGAUCGCCUUCCACCUCCACAAUCACGGAGAAGGAUGACAAGACGCCUUCAGCCUCUGGGGCUGUUACACCCACUGCAGAGAGCGCAAUUGCCGCCUCAGAAGCCAUGGCACAGGCACCCGUCGUCAAGCCACCAAAGCCUGGUAUAUUGGUGGUGACCCUGCAUGAGGGUCAGGGGUUCUCCCUCCCCGAAUCGCACCGACAUGUCUUCACCUCCCAACAUCAAGGAUCCUUGUCCACUAGCAAUGCUGCAUCCAGUGUAUCAGGCUCGGUACGCCCAUCGUCCUCCCAACGAGUCGCGGGCUCGUACGUCAAUGGGUCUGGACGCCCACACUCGUCGGCAGGCGGGUUUGGAGCCAUUCCUACCAACCACGGCCGUAUAUCUGGCAAGUACAUGCCCUACGCCUUGCUGGAUUUCGACAAGGUGCAGGUAUUCGUCAACUCGGUGGACGGGAAGCCGGAGAAUCCACUGUGGGCUGGUGGAAAUACGCAAUACAAGUUUGACGUGUCAAGAGUCACGGAGCUCGUGAUUCAUCUCUACUUGCGCAACCCGAACGCUCCUCCUGGUUCUGGCCGCAGCCAAGACAUCUUCCUGGGUGUUGCCAGGAUCAACCCGCGUUUCGAGGAAAGACUGCCCUUUGUCGAAGAUCCAAAGGCCAGCAAGAAGGACAGGGAAAAGGCUGCUGCUGAGCACGCCCAGCGUCAGAAAGGUGACGGACAUGGCGGCGUGGAGUGGGUGGACAUCCAGUUCGGUACUGGCAAAAUCAAGGUCGGAGUCGAGUACGUGGAGACCCGCGCCGGAAAGCUAAAGAUUGAGGACUUUGAGCUUCUCAAAGUUGUCGGAAAGGGCAGUUUCGGCAAGGUCAUGCAGGUCCGGAAGAAGGACACCAACCGAAUCUACGCGCUCAAGACGAUUCGGAAAGCACACAUCAUCUCGAGAUCCGAAGUUGCUCACACCCUUGCUGAGCGGUCUGUGCUGGCGCAGAUCAACAAUCCCUUCAUCGUCCCGCUCAAGUUCAGCUUCCAGUCCCCCGAGAAGCUCUACUUUAUCCUGUCGGAGCCUCUUCACUUCUCCGACGUGGUGCCGCCGGCAGCCAAGGAUCUUCUCAUCAAGCUGCUGAAUCGCAACCCGGAGGAGCGACUCGGUGCUAACGGCUCGGCCGAAAUCAAAACCCAUCCCUUUUUCCACGCCAUAGAUUGGCGCAAGCUGCUGCAGCGCAAGUACGAGCCUACCUUUAAGCCUAGUGUUGUCGAUGCUAUGGAUACCGGUAACUUUGAUGAAGGCUUUACAAACGAGGCACCGCAGGAUUCGUAUGUUGAGGGGCCAGUGCUGUCGCAGACCAUGCAGGAUCAAUUCCAAGGCUUUAGUUACAACCGCCCAAUCGCCGGGCUCGGCGACGCCGGCGGCAGCGUCACCGAUCCAUCCUUUGUAGGGAGCAUUCAAGAUAGACGCUGA
Ustilaginoidea virens is the source of this 1518-nucleotide messenger RNA. RefSeq lists its product as uncharacterized. The coding region runs from base 1 to 1518 and encodes 505 amino acids. Gene Ontology annotation, biological process: protein phosphorylation. Lineage: Eukaryota; Fungi; Ascomycota; Sordariomycetes; Hypocreales; Clavicipitaceae. The record is from RefSeq and is a predicted model, not a curated record. Gene Ontology annotation, molecular function: ATP binding; protein serine/threonine kinase activity. The transcript is spliced from 5 exons.